This is a messenger RNA of Anneissia japonica, 6403 nucleotides long. RefSeq names its product E3 ubiquitin-protein ligase listerin-like. Gene Ontology annotation, biological process: rescue of stalled cytosolic ribosome; ribosome-associated ubiquitin-dependent protein catabolic process. NCBI's taxonomy places the organism in Eukaryota, Metazoa, Echinodermata, Crinoidea, Comatulida, Comatulidae. Gene Ontology annotation, molecular function: zinc ion binding; ribosomal large subunit binding; ubiquitin protein ligase activity. The transcript has 31 exons. Gene Ontology annotation, cellular component: RQC complex; cytosol. The coding region runs from base 185 to 5704 and encodes 1839 amino acids. The record is from RefSeq and is a predicted model, not a curated record.
UGGCGUUCGAAAUAUGAGUGAAAAUGUGUGUGGUGUGUGAUCCACGAUUGAUGACCAAAAAGCCGGAUAGGCCUACUGCAAUUUAAUCAAUCUUAAAUGUAAAUCUCUGAUAAAAAGAAGACUUUCCAGAAGAAUAUGCAGUAAGAAAUUAAAUUUGGUGCCAGUAGAAAAGGAAGAGACAAACAUGGGAGGAAAACAAAAGCAACGUACAAAAGGCAACACACGUCCAUCUAGUAGUGGCCGAGCAGCAGAGUUAUUAGAACGGUCCAGUCAAGGGAUGGGUUUCAUUGGGUUUGGUAGUAUGUCAGGUGAUCUGGGCUAUGUCCCCACAGCUGCAGGUGCUGAUGAUUUUGAUUCAUGCCUAGACUCAGACAUCAGACUUGUCCUACGAAAACUAACCAAACGAGAUGCCAUUACUAAACUAAAGGCCAUGCAGGAACUUGCAUCUCUAUGCAAGGAGAAGGAUGAAGAAUCAGUUAGUUGUAUCCUAGCCCAUUGGCCUAGAUUAUAUGGCAAACUUGCACUGGAUUUUGAUAGGAGAGUGCGUGAAGCUACUCAGUAUGCCUUUGAGCAGAUUUGUCUGAAAGUGGGUCGUAAACUUGCACCCCACCUACGCCCCUUGAUGGGUACUUGGAUUGUAUCGCAAUGCGACACAUAUGCACCAGCAUCAUCAGCAGCUAGAUCAGCUUUUCAGAAAGCUUUUUCACCAGCAAAACAGAAAGAAGCCAUGGCCUACUGUAAAACAGAAGUUAUGGAGCAUCUCCAAGAUAACCUGUUCAACCAGACACCAACUACACUCAGUGAUUCCAAAUCAACCCCAGUGGAAGAAAUGGAUGAAAAAUACACAAGGAACCUAACAUCAUCUCUUUUGGCAUUGAAGGAACUUCUGUCAAUCUUAACUCCAGAAGAAUCAGCCAAGAUAUAUGAGAAUUUCGAGAACAUUCUGAUGAACAACAAGUUCUGGAAGUUUGUCAAGCAUCCUAAACCAGUGAUUCGUAGUGCAUUUUAUACAGUUGUUGGAGCUUAUUGUGAACACAUACCUGACAUUCUUGGAAUUUACUUGAUGAGAACUAGUGUGAAUGUUCUUGGUAACUUGGAUGAGUCGGACCCUACCAUUGUCUCUGAGCUCUGGCAUGCUGUCCUCCUAGUUAUCACAACCUAUCUUACAUGUUGGUCUCAUGUAAAUAUGCGGAAGGCAGUCCUGCCGAAAUUGUGGGUGUUACUAAAGACUGGAGGCAAAGGCUCGGCCACAGUUAUCUAUCCCAAUUUGCUUCCCCUAUUGAGUCAGCUGCCUGCUGCCACAUUUGGACAAGGCAUUGGCUUCUUUCAGGAGUACUUUGGGAACAUGAAAACUGGGUUGAUGCUUGAAAGUGUGCGUAGAAGUUCCUGCGAAACAUCAGCCAUCAUCCAAGCACUAAUGGAAUGUCUGCGAUACUGUCUGUUGCAGAACUUAGGUGACACGGAAAAUAAUGUUGCCAUUCAGGACUAUCUAGUUAAUGAGCAGCUCAUGCCUCUAUUGGAGUACUCAAUGACAGAAAACACCAGACUAGCUCUUACUUCCUUGUAUGCUCAAACAUCAAGUCUAAUUGAUCGUCUGCAUAAAUCUAGUGAAGAAGCGAACAUUAAUGAUUCCUGUGAACGAAUUUUAACAUUAUUCUGGGAAAAAUUUGCUGACAUCUGCCUCCAACAGAUCAAUUCAGAGGAACCAUCGUUGAAGAACCUGGAAAAUAUCUCUCGAGUUUUAUCACAGAUUCAUUCACCUGUUGAGAAGCAAUCAUCUGUAAAGAGGAAGAUACGCGUUACAUUUUCAGAUGUUGAGUCAUCGUGUCGAUUUUCAAGUGACGCAAUUAUUGGUGAUAAAUUGACAGAGAAACAAGAAACAUUUGAAACAAAAAUUGAAGAGGCAAAUCCAGUGAACGAAACUCAUGAACUUGUAGCAAAAGUUGAGGAUGAUCAAAUGAGUAAUUUAGUAGCAAAACUUUGUUUAUCAAGUUAUAAUCUAGCCAAGGAGAAGAAUUCCACACAGCACUGUUUUUUCUUUUCCAAAAUGCUCUCCGAGUUUUCCAGCACAAGUUUAUUUAAAGCACUUCUACCGUUAGUUCCUUGUGAGGUUGAUGACAGUAGGAACUAUGCUUUCCAGUUUCUUGAUCAUGCAAUACUCCCAUGGAUCAACGAGUCGCUCUCAGCUGCAGAUAAGCGAAUACUUUGUCAAAACUUAGUUGACUGUUUGUUCUCGGUAAUGAAGCUUUGUUCCCACGAUGAACAGAAAUUAUUAUUAAAUACUCUUUGCUGUCAGAAGGAAAGUGUUUUACCAUUGUAUUUAACUGUUAAGAAGGUUAUUAGUGGAAAUUAUGUGCAACUUCAAAGCUGGACAAGAAAUCAUGAAUUUGGUGAAAAAUUAAUAUCGAUUGCUGCGAGCUUAUGCAGGGAAAAUGUGGUCGCAGAGAAUAGAGAUGAAGUGAAUGAUAGCUGGGGAUUAUUAUCACUUGGUCUCUCAACCAAUAAGAAUCAAGAGCUGGUACUCGGUGAUCUUUACAUUGGUAGGAUCCUCACUGUAAUGUCGAAACCCUUACAAGAUGCUAUCAAUGCUCCUUCUGCUGUCCUAUGUGAGCCCUUACAGGAUACUGUCAACAACCCCUCUGCUGCCCAAUAUAAUUCAGUACAGAAUUCUGUUAGCGAUACCAUUGCUGUCCCACCAUCUCUCAGCUUCAUUUGUGAUGUUGUCUUGCAUUUCUUCAAGUCAUCAAAGAAAAGUUUGCUAGUACCAGCAUCAGAGGUUUUACUACUAGCACUGUUCCAAAUUAGUUGUCAAAAAGCUAGUGAAAUAUCUGUUGAUUUGCUGGAGAAGUUACAGGAAACAUGGUUGUAUGGAAUCUCACUGCUGGUUGAAAAUGGACAAGAGUUUCCACAUACAGAUACAUUCCUCCAUAAGCUUGCAGAGUGGAUUAAAAUGAUGUUGAUGCAACCUGCAAUAUUACUGGAUCGGUCCAUUACAAUUGCAAAUGCAGCAAGUCUCAUCCACCAAGUUAUAAAUGAAAACCUGAAGCAAGGACCAGAAGACGAGGAACAACAGAUCACUGGAGGAGACUUCCUCCGACUUAUACUUCCAACUAGGGAUGAGUGGAUUGAUUGUAGGAGAGGUCUCCCACUUCAAUGGAAGGAUGUUUUGACAAUGCAAGGAUCCCUGAUGAUUAGAAGUGACACAAUAAAAUUGCCAGAGACAUUCCAGGAUAUUGUCCCAAACCAGAUAAUACUGUCAGUGUUCCUGGCAACGCUUUUAACCAUUCAGCCUCAGCCUGAGGAGGAGGAAGAAAAUCCUGAUGCAGAAGGGAAUGAAGAUCCAGAUGCAGAAGGGAAUGAAGCGACAGCUACUGGUGAGCAGUCCCCUAAAAGUAGUCUACCAUGGCAGUAUGAAAAGACGGAAGAUUUUUUACUAGAGGUGAUAUACGCAAUGCAGUGGGGUAUGGCUGUUAGCAAUGGUGAAGAACUGGAUGAUGAGCAGGUCGAUUUGCCAGGAUAUUUGAAACAAUCCAGCCUUAUCCUCAUUGUUGCUACUAACACUGUAUGGCCUGUGCUAACCUGUGACCAGUGGAACAGCUUGAUGGAAAAAGCCUUUGAGAGAUCUAUGGAAUGUGGGGAAUUGUGGCCAAUGACAUUAAAAUUCCUGAUUGAAAAGUUCAAAGAAUACCUGGAAGGGCAAGAGUUAAAAGUCACACAAGCUUUGAAGACAGACAGGUUUGAUGUUUUGACAGAGGAACUGAUAGAAACUUUACAAGUGCUAAUCCCACAUCUUGAUCAAGAUGAUGUUUCAAUCAUUCUUGAGAUUCAGACAGCAAAGCUACUAACAAGUCCGAAGGAAACCAUGACCGAAAUGCAUGGUUGCCUAGGAGCUCUUAGUGUGAUCCGUACAUGCCUAUCUUAUUUGGAGAAUAUUAUGAUGUCAUCUCAUCUAAUGACCUCAAUACUAGAUGAGAUAUCUCAAUGGAAAGAUUCAAUAGAGGAUAUUUUUCUCUUUAGCAGGAAAGUUGAGGAUGUUAGCAGUAAAGUGCUAUUUACAAAUGUUGAAGUGCUGAGGUUUAUCAGUCUGUUUGUCAAGAGUCUUCCAAGUUCCGUACCAGAACAUGCCUGGGAUUUUAUACUCUGCAGCUUGGUGGAAUGGAUUCAGAGUGUUAGUGAGAGCUUAGCAGGUAGAAGUUACAGUCUGAAGCUGAAGGUCCAAGUGUAUAGUGCAGAGGUCAGCAAUUUGCUUCACAUCAUUUCAUCCUUGCUUGGGGAUGAGAAGGCUGCAAAGGAUGCUUUCAUCUCAUCUAACCUCAUAUUGGAGUGGAAAGAGUUCUUUAGCACUGGUACUUUCAGUGUUAUUCUCCCCCUGUAUUUUAAAGUAACAGAUACAUUGGAAAAGAAGGCAAUUAGUGUGUCAGACCACAUAAUGCUUCAGUCAUUAUGCAGAGCAACCUGCUCAGUCCCCACUGAACUACUAAAGCAAGUACAAUUGAAGCCUAAGCUUAGGCCUGGCUGUAACAUCCCAGAUGAUUUACAGACAAUUAUUAAUCACCUGAUGGGAACCCUCCGAUCAGCUGUCAGGCCAGUGCAGCUAGCUGCCUAUCAGCUACUAGCAAAAUUGAUGCCUCUUAUUCCAGAAUAUGACAAAGGAAUGCUGGCUGUUGCCCAGGCAGAUGAAGCUGGAGAAACUAACUUACCUCUUCCUGAUAUGUUAAAAGAAACAAUACACUCUACUACCACUUACUUGGAGACCAUACUGGAGGAUGUUCCAGUUGGAGAAUGUAUGACUGUAGAGUCUGGGACUGAAGUCUAUCAAAAUACCAUGACUUACCUUCUGGCAUGGAGGCUAGCAUUAAUAUUUUUCAAAGCAGCACCAGUAGAGUUGAGGGCGCAAUAUGCAAAUUUCUUCCGACAAAGCGGACUUGUUGAUAGUCUGCUUAUCAAUCUGUUCAGGUUAAUGCCUAUUGUACCAACCACGUCGGGUAAAGAGGCUAAGAGUCCAUAUAAAGGAGUACAGCCAAGUAUGUUCACAGAGGAACCUGCACUAGAAAUCAAAGGUUGUAGGAGUAAUCCAUUGGAACCACAACACCUGGCGUGCACUGUGUAUUACAACACAUUGGAAGACCUACCUGCAAUGGUUAGGCAGUGGUGGAAUAGUCAGAACAAACGGAUAAUGGAAUAUAUAGACAGAUUUACUACCAAAUUUGCGAGCCCUGUUCUUUGUGCUAAAGAAAUCCAAGGUGUUCAAAACACAACAACAAAGAUGAAUAACAUGAGUAUCAAAGCUAGGCCCAAGACACGAGAGGUUAUUGCCACAUACAGGAUGGAUGACAUGUCCAUGGACUUGGUCAUCAAACUAGCUAUCAACCACCCCCUGGGCGUGAUUGUCGUGGAUAGCGGCAAACGAGUCGGGGUGUCGACAGCCCAGUGGAGGAACUGGAUGCUACAGAUGACAACAUUUCUUGUACAUCAGAAUGGUACGAUUGUCGAUGGUUUGAAGGUUUGGAAGAGCAAUAUUGAUAAGCGUUUUGAAGGGACCGACGACUGUAUGAUCUGUUACUCGGUUAUACACGGAUCAAAUUACUCACUGCCUCAGCUAACAUGCAAGACUUGUAAAAAGAAAUUUCAUUCAGCGUGUCUAUACAAGUGGUUUAACACUAGCAACCAGUCAUCGUGUCCUCUCUGCAGAAACCUGUUUUAACUCGCACCUUAUAUUUUAUGGAGUUUUUUUUUACAGCAAUAGUAGUGAAUUCCUAAUAAAUAUAUACAUGAAUUAAUGCAAGAGUGAGCAAGUAAGUUGGCGAAUGAGCGAGUGAGUGAAUAAAUAUAUAAUGAACAGUAAAUAUCCCAUAAUAAUGCUCAUGGCGCAGUAGAAGAACAGCCUAUUUCUGGGCAUUAAAAAAAAGUUUUUAUUGAAGAUUUGAAUGUAAUUUCAGUGGUAUAAUAUAUUAUUAUUCUGGUAGUACGUUCACUGCCUUGCCAAAGAUCAGAUAUUAUUUUCUUCAGGGUUGCUCAGCUAAAAGCCUUUACCGUAUUUUCAUAGAUCUAGUCUAUUUUUACUAUUUAUUUCUCCUCUGUUUUCUAUCUUGAAUUAACAGAUUAUAUGAAGUAUUCCAAGUUCUAUUUGGUGUCAUGAAUUUUCCACUGAACAGAACCUAGUUUUGGGAUUUGACACAACACAAAUACUAACAAUUGAUUUACUAUAGGAAAUAAUGUUUAAUGUACUUCGAUAUUGUUAUUCUGUACAAUAGUGAUAAUGCCAUUAAAAAUAUUUUACUGGGAUAUUAAUGCAUUCUAUUUAAUCAGGAAUCCAGUCAUUAUUUUACUUUUUUUCUGAAUUGUACGGAAGCUUAAAGUGACCUUCCGCGUUUCGAGUUUCCAAGAUAAUUAUCAUGGAAAC